Messenger RNA from Naumovozyma castellii, 768 nucleotides. RefSeq names its product ubiquitin-conjugating enzyme E2. The record is from RefSeq and is a predicted model, not a curated record. Lineage: Eukaryota; Fungi; Ascomycota; Saccharomycetes; Saccharomycetales; Saccharomycetaceae. The coding region runs from base 1 to 768 and encodes 255 amino acids. The transcript has a single exon.
AUGGCUACCAAACAGGCACUAAAGCGUCUAACAAAGGAAUAUAAGCUGAUGGUGGAGAAUCCACCACCAUACAUACUGGCUCGCCCAAACGAGGAUAAUAUCCUCGAAUGGCAUUACAUUAUCACAGGUCCUCCUGACACGCCAUACAAGGAUGGGCAGUACCACGGUACGUUGACCUUUCCGUCGGAUUACCCAUAUAAACCUCCGGCUAUAAGGAUGAUCACUCCGAAUGGGCGUUUUAAAGAAAAUACAAGACUAUGUUUGUCUAUGAGUGAUUACCAUCCGGAUCUAUGGAACCCUGGUUGGUCUGUAAAUACCAUAUUGAAUGGACUAUUGAGUUUCAUGACGGGGGAUGAUUCCACUACUGGGUCCAUCGUUACCACAGAUUCACAAAAGAGGUUACUAGCCAAAAAUUCUGUAGAGUUUAAUAAUCGCCAAAAUUUAAGAUUUAAAUUGAUCUUCCCUGAUAUCGUGGAGAAGAACUGGGCAGAGAUUGAAAUGAGACAUAAGCAGGAGGUGGCUGAUGAGCUAGUGCAUGGUAAACAUUCGAGUAAGUCGGCAGAUCCUAUCAUGGAAGCAUCGAAGGAGAAGGUAAUUUCAUUAGAACAGAUUAUAGAUCCUGAAGAUAGGAUACGUGCUGAGCAAGCAUUGCUAGAUAUGGAGAACGAAGAGAAAAGAAGAAUACACACAGAUGGCCAUAAGGGAACCUCAGUCUAUUAUAUUGGAUUUGCCAUAUGUCUGUUUGUGUUGGGACUGUUUAUGAAAUAA